Messenger RNA from Acomys russatus (golden spiny mouse), 2820 nucleotides. Its product is annotated as disintegrin and metalloproteinase domain-containing protein 21-like. Lineage: Eukaryota; Metazoa; Chordata; Mammalia; Rodentia; Muridae. The transcript is spliced from 4 exons. The coding region runs from base 1 to 2820 and encodes 939 amino acids. Gene Ontology annotation, molecular function: metalloendopeptidase activity. Gene Ontology annotation, biological process: proteolysis; male gonad development. The record is from RefSeq and is a predicted model, not a curated record. Gene Ontology annotation, cellular component: plasma membrane; sperm head plasma membrane; external side of plasma membrane.
AUGGGAUGGAGCUUGAUUCUUUUCCUGGUUGCAGCAUCUACUGGAGUCCACUCCCAGGUCCAGCUGCAGCAGUCUGGGGCUGAGCUGGUGAGGCCUGGGGCCUCAGUGAAGUUGUCCUGCAAGGCUUCUGGAUAUACCUUUAUUGAUUAUGGUGUCCAGAGUGAGGUGCAGUUGGUGAUAUCUGGAGGAGGCUUGGUACAGCCUGGCAGUUCCCAACUCUCCUGUGUGACAUCUGGAUUCACCUUCAGUAAUGACUACAUGCACUGGGUCCGCCAGGCUCCAGGAAAGGGGCUAGAGUGGAUCUCACGCAUUAGCAGUGGUAAUGGUGAUGAAAAGCUGUAUGCAGACUCUGUGAAGGGCCAAUUCACCAUCUCCAGAGACAAUUCAAAGAACACUCUGUACCUGCAAAUGAACAGUCUAAACACUCAAGACACAGCCACCUAUUACUGUGGCAGGGAGCCUGAGGAAGGUCUUUGUCCUCUGUCAGUGUUUCCUAGACCAGUCAGUGGCCACAGCAGAGGGUCUAGCCUGGCUUUACCCAGAAAGUUAUCUCUGAGCUGGGACAUGAGGCUAAUAGAAAGACCGGUGAUCCCCAGGGUUCCCCUCUUGCUGGUUGCACUCUGGGUGCUCCUCCUGGCUCCAGCCCAGUGUUCCCAAGGCCGUCCCACGUGGCGUUAUACUUCAUCAGAGGUGGUUAUUCCUCGAAAGGUGAUCUACCACGGCAAAGGAUUCCAAGCGCGAGGACGGCUCUCCUAUAGCUUGCGUUUUAGGGGCCAGAGGCAUGUCAUCCACCUGCGAAGAAAGACACUUUUUUGGCCAAGACACUUGCUGCUGACGACUCAGGAUGACCAAGCAGCCUUACAGAUGGAUUACCCUUAUUUCCCUGGAGACUGUUACUAUAUUGGCUACCUGGAGGGGAUCCCUCAGUCCAUGGUCACUGUGGAUACUUGUAAUGGGGGCCUGGCAGGUGUCAUGCACUUGGACGACAUCGCCUAUGAGAUCAACCCCCUCGCUGAUUCACACAGGUUUGAGCACCUUCUGUCUGAGAUAGUAGCUGAUCCCGGUGUUAUAGGGCCCAUGAAGAAUUGGAAGUCCAUAAGCCAUACUACAGUCCCUCCCAUCCCUGGAGCACAUGCGGACGUUGCUCCCAGAAUGUCAAGUAAGAACUAUGCUUCCCAUGCGGCCGCUAUAAAAGGUCAUUUUCAAGCAACCUAUUCUGUGCACAUCAUAGCCCGUACUGUAAACAGAUCUUGCACGUAUUUGUUUUCACUUAUCAGUCUGAUGGACAGCUAUUUGAGGCAUAUUCAAAUACGGUACUAUGUUAUUCUUUUAACCGUAUAUAACGUGAGAGAUCCAUUUCAUCACGAUUUUACCGUACCAGGAGGCGCUGUUCAUAAUUACUACGUGACAACCUUUUAUAACGUAUUUAAGCCGGAUGCCUCCACUGUAAUUAAUAACUAUGGACCCUGGGACUCGAACGCCUUCCCAAUCGUAGGUGCUAUAUGUACUGCGAACGGCCUGACUUGUAUUGGUAAGAAUGGGCGGGCCUUCAUAUUUAUGUCCGUCGUAGUAGCCAAUCGCAUUGGGAGCAGCUUAGGUCUGAAGUACGAUGAUGAGCGGUACUGCAUUUGUCAACGGAGGGCUACCUGCAUUAUGUUCUUAGACCCUCGGCUGACAGACACGUUCAGCAACUGUUCCCUUGCGGAGCUCAGCCAAAUAAUUAACACCCCCGAUCUGAUGCCGUGCCUCUACUAUGACCAUCACACUUAUUAUAACACAUCAUAUACGUAUACGAUUUGUGGAAACUUCAAAAUAGACCCAGGUGAAGACUGUGACUGUGGUUCCCACAAGGCAUGUUAUGCAGACCCCUGCUGUAAUAGUAACUGCAGGUUCAUUUCGGGUAGCAUUUGUGAUAAAGAAACAUGCUGUGCAAACUGCACCUACAGUCCUCCUGGGACCCUUUGCAGAACUAUGCAGAACAUAUGUGAUCUUCCAGAGUACUGUACAGGGAAAUCAUUCCAUUGCCCAGAGGACACUUAUCUGCAAGAUGGAACACCAUGCUCAGAAGAGGGGUAUUGCUAUAGAGGAAACUGCAGUGAUCGCAGUGUGCAUUGCAAGGAAAUCUUUGGUGCAAAUGCCCAAGUGGCUAACAAAGCGUGCUAUGACAUCAAUAAGGAAAGUUUUAGAUUUGGGCAUUGCUAUAGACCAAGAGAAAGCCUCUCGUACCAUACUUGCUCGGAUCAUGAUAAGCUGUGUGGAAGGUUGCAGUGUACCAACGUCACCCAUCUCCCACAGUUGCAGGAACAUAGUUCCUUCCAUCAGUCGGUUAUCUCAGGGUUUACCUGCUUUGGGCUCGAUGAGCAUCGCGCCACAGAAACCAUAGAUAUUGGACAUGUGAGAAUAGGCGCUCCGUGUUCCAAAACUCAGUUCUGCGAUCGAGGGGCUUGCAACGGAACAUUAUCUGAUUUGGAUUAUGACUGUACCCCGGAAAAGUGCAACUUUAGAGGAAUGUGCAACAAUAAUAGAAAUUGCCACUGUCACGUGGGUUGGGACCCUCCAAACUGUGUAGGAGAUGGACCUGGCGGGAGCAUAGACAGUGGACCCCUUCCACUUAAAAAGCGUACAAUAAAACAGAGCCAGCAACCAGUGGUAUAUUUUAGAAUGAUCUUUGGUCGUAUUUACGUCUUCGUAGGCACACUGCUCAUUGGCUAUGCCGUUCGUAUAGGAGUUACUAGGAUUAUCAAAUUUGAAGAAUUGCAAGCUGCUUUACAAAGCAAAGCUGCCCACAGUCAUGGACAUGCACCCGCUAUGCCCAGGUAA